Molecule: messenger RNA, 3398 nt
Organism: Serinus canaria (Common canary)
Lineage: Eukaryota; Metazoa; Chordata; Aves; Passeriformes; Fringillidae
Product: pancreatic alpha-amylase-like
Exons: 11
Coding region: 233-1771 (512 amino acids)
Biological process (GO): carbohydrate metabolic process
Molecular function (GO): cation binding; alpha-amylase activity
Source: RefSeq, a predicted model, not a curated record
CGGCGGAAGGGGCGGGCCGGACCGGGCGGGGCGGAGCGGCCGCAGCGGGCACCGGCCGCGAUCCACGGCGUUCGAGCCUCACGGGAGCUCUGCCGGGAGCCUCCAAGGGGCCUCCGAGGGGUUGCUUCGCCUGCAGGAAACACGGGGCUGCUGAGGCGGCCCGUAGAUCUGAACACGGUCGCAGGAACACUGAUGGUUAGUGAGAGGAGCCCAGCUGAUCACAGAGCACUGGAUGGGGAUCUAUUUUCUGCUGUUAGUUGUAGGGCUUUGCUGGGGGCAGUACAACCCCAACACUCUCCCAAAGAGAACCUCUAUUGUGCAUCUCUUUGAAUGGCGCUGGAAGGAUAUUGCUGAGGAGUGUGAGCGCUACUUAGCUCCACAUGGAUUUGGAGGAGUUCAGAUUUCACCUCCAAAUGAAAAUGUUAUCAUUACUGACCCCCGGCAACCAUGGUGGGAAAGAUACCAGCCUGUCAGCUACAAGCUGUGCACAAGAUCUGGAAAUGAAACUGAAUUUAGAGACAUGGUGACCCGGUGCAACAAUGUUGGAGUGCACAUUUAUGUGGAUGCAGUAAUCAACCAUAUGUGUGGAGCUAAUGCUGGGGCUGGUGACCAUGCUACUUGUGGAAGCUAUUUCAAUGCAAAGACUGAAGAUUUCCCAGCUGUGCCCUAUUCUGGCUUGGACUUUAAUGAUCAUAAAUGUAAAUCUAGAAGUGGAAACAUUGAGAAUUAUCAUGAUAUAUCUCAGGUGCGGGACUGCCGCCUGGUCAGCCUGCUGGACCUGGCCCUGGACAAGGACCACGUGCGCUCCAGGGUUACCGCGUACCUGAACCAGCUCCUCGGCCUCGGCGUGGCGGGCUUCCGCAUCGACGCUGCCAAGCACAUGUGGCCUGCCGAUGUCAAGGCCAUUCUAGACGAGCUGGAAGAUCUAAAUACUCAAUGGUUUCCUGCAGGAACUAAACCUUUCAUUUACCAAGAGGUAAUUGACUUGGGUACAGAGCCCAUCAAAGGCAGUGAGUACUUUGGAAAUGGCCGAGUGACAGAAUUCAAGUACGGUGCCAAGCUGGGGACAGUGCUCCGCAAGUGGAACGGAGAAAAGAUGGCCUACUUAAAGAACUGGGGAGAAGGCUGGGGCUUUGUGCCUUCCGACAGAGCCCUGGUCUUUGUGGAUAAUCACGACAACCAGAGAGGACACGGCGCUGGUGGAGCUUCCAUUCUGACCUUCUGGGAUGCCAGGCUCUAUAAAAUGGCAGUUGGUUUCAUGCUUGCCCAUCCGUACGGCUUCACACGUGUGAUGUCAAGUUUUCGCUGGCCAAGACAUUUUGAAAAUGGAAAGGACGUCAAUGACUGGUAUGGCCCCCCAAGUUACUCAGAUGGCUCCAUAAAGCCCGUUACAAUCAAUCCGGACACGACCUGCGGCAACGACUGGGUUUGUGAACAUCGCUGGCGUCAGAUCAGGAACAUGGUUAUCUUCCGUAACGUGGUGGAUGGUGAGCCUUUCUCCAACUGGUGGGACAAUGGCAGCAAUCAAGUGGCUUUUGGCCGUGGGAAUAAAGGCUUCAUCAUCUUCAAUAAUGAUGAUUGGUCCUUGAAUGUAUCUCUGCAAACUGGUCUGCCUGCUGGCACUUACUGUGAUAUCAUUUCUGGGCAAAAGGAAGGUGACUUCUGUACAGCAGUUGAAGUUCACGUUGCUGCUGAUGGCAUGGCUAAUUUCCUAAUUGGGAAUGAAGACCAAGACCCAUUCAUUGCCAUUCAUGUUGAUGCUAAAUUGUAACCAGAUGUGUUGUGCAUGUGCUGUUCCUUCUCCUCUGUAUCUUUGUUAACAGCAAACAGAUGUGCAGAAUGUCCUGGCUCUCAGGACUGCAUGAACCGAGACUGAGCAAAGUGUGUUAGCUGUAAUACUAAUGAAAUGGUGAGCAGCUGCUGUACAGAGAUGGGAACUGGUGGUGCCAUGCACAUCUGGGAGUGGUGCUAUACAUCUGCAUGCAUUUGUAAGUGUGCUUUAUUCAGUUAAGGCGCUAAUAAAAAAUGGAAGGAGAAAUUGACAUUAAUACAUUUAAAAUCGUGCUGCUCUGUGCAGAAGUGGAAAUGCGGUUCUCUUUAGGGGCAAGCAGGAUUGCUAUUAUUGACAGGAUAUCCAGAAACCAAGAGAAGAUUCCUUUGUGCUGAAACAUGGCACAGUUCAAGUUGAUUUUCUAGUCUUCAUAUUCUCUUAGAGUAUAGUUUUAUUGUUAGUAUUACUCAAAUUUAUACAUUGUUCAUUAUUCUCAUUUAUUCAAUAAGGAUUGUCGCUAAGACAGUGAUCUUUUAAGUCAGUUUGAAAUGAAGACUUGAAAUCAUUUCAUGAAGAAAAAUCAAAGGUCUUUUUUUUGAAGGAGGAAAUUGUAGGAAAUUCAAGAAAGGACUUGGAAAACAGCUCUAGCUUUCAAAUUCAGUCAGGCAGCUAGAACUCAUCUCUCUCUAUCAUUUGCAUCUGAUAUUGGGUUUUCCUUGACUCUGUUGUAUUGGUUUUGCACGGCCUGGUUUUUGAUAGCCAGGGUACUACAGAGGUGGCUCCUGUGAGAAGCUGCUAGAAGCUUCCACCGUUUCCAGCAGAGCCAAUCCCUGAUGGCUCUGAAGAUGGACAUGCUGCUGGCCAAAACCAGUCCAAUGAGAGAGGUUGGUAAUGCCUCUGUACUAACAUAUUUAAGAAGAAAAUCAAAACAGAGUCACAUGGUUUUUCUUCUAGUCAGAAAAGAGGAGGAGGUGAGAACAGACCUUGGACACACCAAGGUCAGUGCAGAAGGAGGGAGAGGAGGUGCUCCAGGUGCCAGAGCCAAGAUUCCUCUGCUGGCCUCAUAGUGAUGACCAUGGUGAAGCAGCUGUGCCCAUGGGAAUCCAUGGGAGAUGCAGAGAUCCACUCACAGCCCAUGGGGGAGGUGCCCAUGCUGGAGCAAGUAGAUGCCUGGAGGAGUCUGUGAUCCAGUGGAAGACCCAGUGGAAAGAGGGGGCCCUUGCUUCCAGGCUGGAGCAGCCUGUCUUUGGAGGACUGUACCCCGUGGGAAGAGAGACCCAGGUCACAACAGUUUUGGGAGGCUGUGUGCCCAUGAGAAGGACUCAUGCUGCAGCAGGUGAGGUUUGGCUGCUGCUCUGGAGAGCGGACCCACACCAAGGCAGUUCACAGAAAAAUGUCCCCUGUGGGAGGGACCCCAUAUCCUCGCAGGGGGAGGACUCCUCUCCCUGAGCAGCAGAAGAGAAUCUUGGUGAUGAACUUACCAAAACCCCUAUGUCCUGUCUCCCUGCAGUGUUGGUGGGAAGGAGGAGAGGCUGGAGUGAAACAGUGUUUUAAGGGCAUGUUUUACUUCUCAUUAUCCACCUCUGAUUCUGUUUGUAAUAAACUCACUUGGCAACCUUAAGUUGAA